Messenger RNA from Symbiodinium sp. CCMP2456, 2187 nucleotides. The record is from the annotation of a GenBank genome assembly. Lineage: Eukaryota; Dinophyceae; Suessiales; Symbiodiniaceae.
AUGGUCGCCGACUCCCGAACACGCAAUGUGGUGGGCGAGACAAAGCACCAGAAGGAGCUCAAGAAGAAACUGAAGCUUGGUCUGCAUUUGAAGCCCAAAGCCCUCAGCUGCAUCAAACAAGAUCGCCUGGCUAGCCGGCAAGAGUUGAAGGCUGUGGUGAACAUCCUCAGCCACGUCGGCAUGUCUAUGGAUUCCUUCUUUCCAAGGAAUCCUUUGAAGGCCAAAGUUUGUGGUAGGGAGGACAGGCAGGUGCAUACAGUCAACAACGAGAACCUCGCCUUCAUCUCUGACAAAGAGUCCGGGCAGACUCGCUGGGACGUUCCCAUGCAGUCCGCCUCGGAGGACCUCCGCUUGGUGUUGUGUGCCGAUCAAGGGUCCCCCCUCUUCACCUGCUACCAGUUCUUAGCCCACUCCGGAGCGAACAUUUCCUUGAUCAGGGACGAGCUGAAUGACAAUGCUGUGUGGAUGGCUCUUUCGGGCCAGGAAAACCCCGUGGCAUACGCGAAGCCGGGCGACCUAUUGAUGCAAAUGUUCCAGCGAGAUAUCUUGAAAGAGAACGAUCUGGAGGAGACCAGCGACGAGCAGCUCAACUUCACCAGAGUCAUGGAGGUCCUCGGCAAAGUGCUCACCAGCGAGGAGUACUUUGCCCUCUUCCGGAUUGCCCGGAACGUCCUGGAACUGAAAGUCAAGUUUCGCAGAGCCGACUCGCUCUGCAGUGCUCUGAAAGAGGGCCACACAAUGCUGCUUGCAAGCAUUCACGAGAUGCUGGAGUACGUUCUCUACCUUCGCUGCUCCCCGGCGAAGGCGGCAGCUUUGCUGUCGACGGUCGAGGACGAGACGACCAAGGCCACCGUUCUGCAGGCCAUGCAGCAAGAGUGGCAGGUGGUGCUUGCUUUGGAAGACACCCCUGCUGGAGCAAGCCUUCUUCGGCAACACUGCGGCUUUUGUGCUUUCCAGCACUACAGAGAGGUGAUGACAGUGUACGAAAAGAAUGCCUGGAAGGUGACCGAAGAAACCACUGCCCUCACCUCGGCCUGGUACCCGCAGCUGGCCUGGUCGGCAUCCCUCGAGUCCGUUUUCGGAGAUCUUCAAGAUGCCACGAAACGGUCUGGCCGCAGUGACUGCGGCUCCCUCCCCAACCUUUUCGCUGUUGGGGUACGGUCCCUGCAGAACCGGCUUACUGUGCAGGAUGGCUCCGCCAGUCCUGUCAAGCUGCAGGCAAACGACUGGACGGGAACUCAGGCUAUCAGUGUGUCAAGCAAGAAUGUGAUGGUGGACAACAUCUUGAAGCCGUUUCCGAGCACGACCGCUUUCUUCCACAACCACCACAGCCUGAACUUCAUGCAGGGCAAGAAUCCGGCGGUUGAAGCCGGGGGCUUCUGGGUCCAGGCCUGCUUCUCGACUGGCAUGCUGUUGAAGUACUCUGGCAAGUUCUACUUGGCCACGGGCAGCACGCCAGCCGUUCUCAACGUUGUUCGCUUGAGGGAGCUCCCCUUUGUCUUCAAGGGACCUCUCCCGACGGAGACGAGCGACGAGACACGGGUGCCUUGCCAGAAGGCUGACGACGUGGAUGUGCUGCGCCCGACGGAGAGCACACCUGCUCUCGUCUUGGACGUGGGAAGGACCAUGGUUCAGCAGCUCCGCUUCGACUACGAGGAGGUGAAACUCUUUGCCUACACGCUGCACGUCUGCGAGAGCCAGCUCGCAGACAAGUGUGGCUCGGCCGUGUUGCUGAGAAGGGGCUCUCAAGAGUUUUGCUUGCUUUGCUUCUUAGUGCAAUCAGAGCUCGUCCUCUCGAGCUCCAGCGCCUCUUUGACGGAGUUGCUGCAGAAGCAUGACAUCCAGAUGCCCAAGAACUCGACGAAGGCUCACAAGGUGAGGCGAAUCUUGGCAAUGGAAAAGGUCAAAGAGAUGUGUGCAGCAAAGACGAUCACGAAGCUGCUGGCUUCCCUUGAUGAAGCAGAUGCAAAGAAGAAGAUUCGAGAGAAAGAGAAAGAAAAGAAGGAUGAUGCUCUGGAGGAGGCAGAAGAGAUCGAAUGGGACGAGCUGCAGGAAGAUCCUGCUGCACAGGCCUGCAAGGAGCUGCUUGCAAGGCUUGACGAGGAAGAAGAAAAAGAGCUUGAAGAGAAAGAUGCAGAUGAGGACCAUCAGCUGCUAGAGCUUUGUCAUUGUCUGUUUACCCCAUGA